AGCGGACCUGCGUCCAUGACGGCCGGAAGUGGAGCUGCUCUGGCGGGUCCUGCGGGGCCCUGGCGAUCUACUGAGAUGGCGAGCCCAGCUGCCCCUGCAGCCGCAGUCCCCACCUCGGCUCCGCCUUUGGAGCAGCUCCGGCACCUAGCGGUGGAGCUGCGGUUGCUCAUUCCGGGAGUGCGGGUCGGCGAAGCCCGAGAAACCACCAAGGAGUUUAAUCUGGAGACCUUUUGGAGAAGACUCAAUAAGGCAGCUGUAACGGUGUCAAGGGAAGCCACGACUCUGACCGUCGUCUUCUCUCGACUUCCACUGCCGUCUCCACAGGAAACCCAGAGGUUCUGUGAACAAGUCCAUGAUUCCAUCAAGGCAAUGAUUGCUGUGUACUAUUCACUUCCCAAGGAUCAGGGAACCACCCUGAGAAAGCUGGUACGGGGUGCCACUCUGGACAUCGUGGAUGGCAUGGCUCAGCUUGUGGAAGUGCUUUACGUCACUCCAGCUCAGAGCUCCGAGAACCUUAUUUCCUACAACAGUGUCUGGGACUCAUGCCAGCAGGUGCCUCGGAUCCCAAGAGAUAACAAAGCUGCAGCCCUUUCAGUGCUGACGAGGAGUGUGAAUUUUGUAAAGGAUGCACAUGAGGAAAUGGAGCAGGCUGUGGAAGAAUGUGACCCUUACUGUGGCCUCUUGAAUGACAUUGAGGAGGACAACUCUGACCACCAUGAUGGUGUGGAGGAUAUAUUGGGAUGUCCAAACAAUCGGGAUUUAUAUUGGUCAGAGGAGGAUCAAGAGCUCAUAAUCCCAUGCCUUGCACUGGUGAGAGCAUCCAAAGCCUGCCUGAAGAGAAUCCGGGUCUCAGUGGCAGAGAAUGGGAAGAAGGAUCAGGUGGCCCAGCUGGAUGACAUUGUGGACAUCUCUGAUGAGAUCAGCCCUAGUGUGGAUGAUUUGGCUCUGAGCAUAUACCCACCAGUGUGCCACCUGACUGUGCGAAUCAAUUCUACAAAACUUGUAUCCGUUUUAAAGAAAGCACUUGAAAUUACAAGAGCAAGUCAUGUGACCCCACAGCCAGAAGAUAGUUGGAUCCCUUUACUUAUUAAUGCUGUUGAUCAUUGCAUGAACAGAAUCAAAGAGCUCACUCAGAAUGAAGUUGAAUCAUGAGUUUUCAGGCUCAUUUGUACUCUCCUCUCUCCCUUUCCUACUAUCGCAGCCAAGCUCUGGUGUCUGCUUAUAAAAUGAAGCUAGGAUGUUUUCUGGAUUGAAAGGGAAUUCUUGUCAAUACCUAUCAAAAUUCACUAUUACGGAAGAUUGUUGAGUAGACAAACUGGCAGUUAUUUAUAAACCAUAUGAGUAUGAUACAUUUUUCUGUGCUAGAUACAAAAGAUAACUGCAUGAGUUUUUGCUCUUGAGUUGCCUCUCAGAAAUUCCUGAGGAAGCUGCCAUUUUCCCUAUUUGCAAUUGUGUGUUGUUUCAUUGUUAAAGAUGUUAAUAGUCUCAAUAAAAUGCUAACCUGCCAGUAGUUAACAUGA
Camelus dromedarius (Arabian camel) is the source of this 1520-nucleotide messenger RNA. It is a transcript of the gene CCNDBP1, whose product is annotated as cyclin D1 binding protein 1. The coding region runs from base 16 to 1152 and encodes 378 amino acids. Gene Ontology annotation, cellular component: nucleus. The record is from RefSeq and is a predicted model, not a curated record. NCBI's taxonomy places the organism in Eukaryota, Metazoa, Chordata, Mammalia, Artiodactyla, Camelidae. Gene Ontology annotation, biological process: regulation of cell cycle. The transcript has 11 exons.